AUGUCCUUCAUCGACGAUGAUCUUCGCAGGGUGGAUGCCGCCUUGGAUAAGUUCCAACUCAGGGACGCCGAAGACCGAGCCGCCAGCUUCGCUGUCACUGGACAACAUGCGAAAGCCGAAGACGACCCUCGAAGCUCUCAGUUGAAGGCUGUCAUCCGAGCCCUGUCUACAACUUCGAGGUCCAAGCCGUUGCUGCGCCGAACAAGAGUGCGGAGCCUACUGUCUCAGCUUGCGAAAAAGGAUGAAGGGCAGGCGACCACACAGACAACUUCCCCUGACGUCUUGAACUUGGAAUGGGUGGCUACGGGGAAGGCAACUGUCCAAGUGUACGGACAGAUACUGGACUCCCUUUUAGAUCGCACCAUACCGCUGAGCGAGUCUAUCUGGUAUUGGGACGAUCUGUUGGGGUCAUAUUCAAACAUUGCACUCUACACGAUCCAAACAUCCCCUCUCCGAUUCUGGAAACAGGCAAAGGAGGUUUAUGCCGAUGCCCGCCGAAGACUCAAUGAGGGUUCAGGACUCCGGGCUUCUGCACAGCGCGCCACCACUACUCUCACACAAAACUGGAGGGAGUUUUAUGGCCUUGUUCAAAAAAGUAUACAAGAACGGUCUCUCGCCCAAGCACAGACCAAGAUACUGUCUCCAUUCUCGAUAGCCCGGAUGGAAGCUCGUCGCAACCUCUCACAUAUUCGUGACUUAAGGAAGUCAAGCUCUGUGUCAAUCGGCCGACUGGUGCGUGAGUGCCUGGUGUUCGAAGGCCCACCGGAAGAUCGCAAGAUAGGGGCACUGCCGCAGAUGAUCGGGCAACAAGAGGAAGACUGGCAGACAACGAUCGCCAAAACUGUCUGCCUUCUUGACAGCAUCACAAGGACUCAACACGACGAGGACGAAUACAUGCCGGAUCCCUCUACGGCGUCUUCCGCUGAGAUGGCCGCGAUAUUGAUCAAGAUUCUCGACGAAAACCUCCCUAAACACGAGCAAGAUGCAAAUGUUCUGAGGUCGAAAUAUGGCAAACCAUCCCGACUCCUACGUUACUGGAUUCCUGCAGUAGCGCUUCUGUUGUCGGGAAGCACAAUCCUGCGGAUCGUUGCCAACCGGAGAGCAGAAAUUCUCCAAUGGUUCAGGGAACUGGGUCAGACAACCAUUGACUUCUGGACCAACUGGGUGGUUGAGCCCACCAAGAAGUUGAUCGGGACGAUCCGACACGAUGAGCAAAGUGAAAUUGCCAUACAGAGUCGAGAGAGUCUGAACGCCGACCGCGAGAGUCUCGAGCGCAUGGUGGUCGACUUCGCCGUGCAGCAUCCCGACAAUGGAAUCAAAUUGACCGAAACCCAGGUUACCGAGCUUAGGGCCAAGGUUAGAGAAGGGGAUCUCACCCCGGUUCUGAAGGCAUAUGAGCGAGAGAUGCAGAAUCCCAUCAAAAAUGCCAUUGCGGGCGACCUCAUUCGCACCCUGCUGAUCCAAGUGCAAAAAACCAAAGUCGAUGUUGAAGUUGCCAUUGGCGGGAUCGAUUCUCUGCUCAAGAGUCAAGAACUUCUCUUCGGCUUUGUGGGCAUUGCCCCUGGAGUUUUGAUCUCGUUUGGUCUGAUUCGGUGGCUGGGAGCCUCAUUUGGUGGUCGUAAGGGCUUGCAACAAGGCCAGAAAAAGGGCGAGGCCAUCCGACUGAUCAGGAACAUUGAUCGGACAUUGACCAGUUCGGACCUUGACGACGACGGUAUCAUCUCAGAAGAGAACCAUGGCCUUUUGCUUUGCGAAGCACACCUUCUGCGGCAGCGAGCGACUUUGGUGCUGCCAAGAAGUAUCCAGAGGGAAUUUCUCGAGGAUCUCGACGACCUGUUGGACGUCAAGGCCGGAGUACAUCGACAAAUCAAUGCAUUGAGGCGGCUUGAAUGGGCGUAUGCGAAAUGGCUGCGAUAA
This is a messenger RNA of Capronia epimyces CBS 606.96, 1917 nucleotides long. RefSeq lists its product as uncharacterized. The transcript has 3 exons. NCBI's taxonomy places the organism in Eukaryota, Fungi, Ascomycota, Eurotiomycetes, Chaetothyriales, Herpotrichiellaceae. The coding region runs from base 1 to 1917 and encodes 638 amino acids. Gene Ontology annotation, cellular component: mitochondrial outer membrane. The record is from RefSeq and is a predicted model, not a curated record.